CAGAAAGCAAGGUCAGUUUCCACGGGAGGGGAGACAUCGAGAGGCCUGCUCUUCGCUCAGCGCUGGCCUCCAGCUCUUGCUAGGUUCCUGCUGCAUCUCUGCCUGUGUCUCAGAUGAGCUGUUCUGUCUUGGCCCAGAGCAACAUAGCUCGGUGGGUGCCCCACUCUGGAGGGUUCCGACAUAGGUAACUGAUAGGGCGGCUCAAGGUGCCAGUACUGCCCACACUGGUCAGUGCUGGGCUCUGUAACAGGCCUGAGAAAGACCCUGAGUGUAGGACCACCUGAAGUUGCUGUGCUGUGUUGCUGGGACAGUGGUCAUUCUGUGUGAGCCUCAUCCUCCCCCUACCACGCUGCUGUGUACCAACAGUACACCAUGACAACAGGCCCUAGCAGAGAGCAUAAGUAUCUGCUUACUUCCGAUACUCUUUCCAGAAACUUCUAAGUAUAAGGGUUGACUCUAGACACAGGGCAGAACUGUGUCCAAGUAUUUAAUUGUGCCCUGGAGACGGGAACAGAUACUUGUUAAUGUCCAUGCUCAAGAACUGUAACCAAGCAAGUCACCUCCUCAGAAAAGCCACCUGCCACCACACCAGUAUGUCUCCUGAGAGUGGGGGCCUAGGCCCUGAGCACAGUGCCUAACACACGGCAGGAAGAGGAACAGUGAUAGAGAGCAAAGCUCUUCCAUCUGAACUGAGGCUUUUGCUCCAGCGUCUCCAGGUCCCCUUGAUUAGGCGCCACCUCUCUGUCACUCAGUCCUCCUCAGGGGUGGAGGUCUAACCCCAGGACAGAGACCCUCAGUUGGCUGCUCUGUUCCUCAGGGCCACCACACAGUAUGGAGAUAGUCUGGCUAUAACAUCUGGGAAGAGGUGUCAUUGCCAUCCUCUGUUAAAAAGCUAAUAAACAGGGCCCUCUUCUUGAACACGACCCAAGGUAUCGGGCACCUCCCAGCACACAGGACAGGCGAGUGUGUGACCUCAGUCUCCUGCACCCACAGAGGUGAGGAGUGACUCACUACAAAUCUACCUUUCAGGUCAGGUCAGCUCCCUUUACAGGGCUUCCCUGAGGACUCACAGAGCCUGAGUUUGGUGCCCUUCAGAGGAAGGGGAAGCAACCACCAGUGAAGGGAGGGUUCCCAGCCACCAGGACAGCAGCGAGGUGGGGAGGAACAGUCUCUGGGCAAGUUGUUCCUUGGGAAGUCCUGGGCCAGGGGACACUUGGGUAGAGAAUCCCUUCAUGGGGGAGGGAGGCCUUUUCCUUGGAGAGGGAGUGGAAAGGGAUCUUUCAGAACUGAGUGAGGUGGGAAGGAAGGCCCAAGGGGCGUGGAGGCGCACUCGACGUAAAUAGCCCUCCUGAGGGCAGUAGAGUGCAGGAGGCAGGACCCUACCUCCCUGCUGGGAUUUCAGCCCAAGUUUCUUUCCAAGGGAACCUGACUUCCCUGCUUUGUUUUUUUGUUUUGUUAUUGUUUUGAACACCACUGGAGAGGCUGCCAAUGUUUUCCACAAUGGAAAAAAGCUCGACACAGAAACUUGUCAAGUAAAAAAGGACUGAACUCGAAUUUCAUGAGGAUGCAGUUUGCAGUCAAAGAAUAAGACUGCCAUGCCUUAGGGGUUCUAUCGCUGUGGUAAACAGCAAGGCCAGUGCAACUUGUACUCCACCCUGAGGGAAGUUAGAGAAGGACCCCUGCAGGCAGGAACUGAAGCAGAGGUGGUGGAGGAGGAACCUGCUCACUGCUGCUCAGACUACUUUCUUCUGACACCCAGGACCACCUGCGGGGGGGGGGGGGGCUACAAGACCCCCAGUGAACUGGGCCCUUCCAAAGUAAUCACCAAUCAAGACAACGCCACACAGGCUUGCCUACGGGCCAGUUUACAGUGGCAUCUUCUCAAAUGAGGUGUCCUCCUCCAGGCUUGUGUCAAGGUGGCAACCCAAUGGGCACAGGUGGCUUAGUCUCCUGAGCAGCGGACCCAGGAUCCACCAGGGGUGACCCCUGGUCACCACCAGGGGUCAGGGCAGUGCUCUCCUGACCACUCCGCUUUCAGGAGGUGUAGAGAAAAAGAACCCAGAACUGGAAAAGAGCUGAGCCUUAAAACCUGUUCAGCGUUUCUCUCUUUAACCAGGGUCUCACUAAGGAGCUCUGGCUACCCUUGGACUCUCUGUGUAGAGCAGGCUUGGCCUCAAAUUUGUGGCUAUCCUCCUGGGAACUCAGGGUGACCUUCUUUGCCCAUCCCUGCACCCCUGCUCUUUCUUCCAUGGCAGCAACAUUCUUUGCCUAGAAUCAUGGCUGUGGCCUGACACUGUGCAUACACAUACCCAACACUGAUAGAUUUUGAUAACUAAGUCACCGACUGUUAGGAAUUUGAGGCUGGAGAAAUGGCUCAGAGGUUAAGGGUGCUCACUGCUCCUGCUAAAGACCCAGGCUCAGUUCCCAACACCUAUAAGGUGGCUAAUCACCUGUUACUUCAAUUCCAGGGCACCUGACACUUUCUUCUGACCUGUGGGCACCUACAUACAAGUGGUGCACACAAACUCAUGCAGGCACACACAUGUGUAAGUAAUAACCUUUUUUUUUUUUUUUUAAAUGAGUUAUCUUAAGCCUAUAAUCACAGCACUAAGGAGAGGGAGGCAGAACCACCAGGAGUUCAUGGCCAGUCUAAGACACAGUUUCUGGCCAAUGCAGGCCCAGCAAAACCUGCCUCAAGAGCAAAAACAAACACAAGGAAGCACCCUCUCCCUCUGAACACUCACAAGACCCUUCACACUCACUGACGUUAGCUGCUCGGACCUCAGCUAUGUAGGACUGCCCCACAAGACCGUUCUGGUCUUGGGAGGGUAUCUUUACACCUGACCUUGGGAUGUGGGGGAGAGAUUCAUUCUAAGGGAAAAGUAAGACAAAUGAAGGCAGCGCCAACCAUGGCAGCAGCCAGCUCUUCUCCAUGGAGAAAGAUCUAGGCCACCUGUGGUGGGAAGGAAGGGCAUGGCUGAUGCGCAGGCAGCAGAGAUGGCUUGUGGGAUUGAUCCAUGUUUUGUUAUUAACACCUUUCUUUUCCUUUCCUUUCAUCCUGAGACAGGCUCUCACUCUAGCCCACGGUAGUCAAGAACUACAUAAUUUAAGCUGGCCUGGAACUCACAGUAAUUCUCCUGCCUCAGCCUUCCAAGUGCUAGAAUAAUAAGGCAAGGACUACCAUGCUCACAUCUUUUUAAAUCCUGAGGAAAGGUCUCACCUGUAGACCAGGUUAGCCUCUACCGUUAUGUUGUGUGCACGAUGUCUGGCUGCUCUCUCAAGAUUCCUGCUAGAUAGAAGCAGAGCCUCAGCAGACGGGAUCCGAGCCCCGCACACAGGCACAGGCGGUACCUCAGAAGAUGGGAUCUGAGCCCCGCACGUAGACACAGGCUGUACCUUAGCAGACAGGAUCUGAGCCCCGUACACAGACACAGGCUCAGCAGACAGGAUCAGAGCCCCACACACAGGCACAAGCUCAGCAGACAGGAUCCAAGCCCGGCACACAGGCACAGGCGGUACCUCAGAAGACAGAAUCCGAGCCCCGCACACAGGCACAGGCGGUACCUCAGAAGACAGGAUCCGAGCCCCGCACACAGGCACAGGCGGUACCUCAGAAGACAGGAUCCGAGCCCUGCACACAGGCACAGGCGGUACCUGUUCCCCCUCCUCAGGGGUAGUAGGCCUGAAGUUCAUAGAGACUCUGCUAGCUCCCCCACCAAGACCUCUUUCUAUAGCAGCUACGACAGCUGUUCCACAAAACACACUUGCGCUUCAGGCUGCUCCACCAGCAGGUGAGGACACCACCUACUCACGCACCCUGCCAUCCAGCUUUGGAAUCUAGAAACAUAGGUGGGGUCAAAUCUUCAGUGCGGUUCCGUGGCUGGGUGGAAGCCUGCACCCAAUGGAAGCUAGAUGAACACUCUACCACUGAGCCACAGCCCCAGGGAUGCAAGGAAUUGACGACCCAAGUCCCUCCACUUAUGUCAGGCCAGCAAGAUGGCUCAGCAGGUAAGGACACUAGCUGCCGAACCUCAUGACCUGAGCAUAAUUCCCAGAACCCAUGUAAUGAAAGGAGAACUGACCUCUGCAAGUUGUCCCCUGAACCCCCCACUCAAACUUAGGGCCUAUGUGCGCGCGCGCACACACACACACACACCACACAGUAAUAAGUUAAUUAAUGAACAUGAAAAAAAUAGAUCUAUCCAGGUAAACCUAAAUACAGACAAGUAUCAGAAAAAUUAGCCUCCUGUUUUAAAGAGACUGUUUUGUUGUUUGCUUCUAGUUUUGAGAUAGGGUCUCGCUAUGUCACCUUGGCAGGCCUGGGGAGUUCGUAUGUAGCCUAGGUUAACUGGAAACUCAGAGAUCCUCCUGCCUCAGUCUCCCAAGUGCAGAAUGCUGGGAUUAAAGUGUGUGCUACCAUGCCUGGCCUUGAAGAGCAUUUUAGGACCAUGCCCCCAAUCUUACAAAACAUCAGCCCAGCUAGCAGCUUUCCGAGUCUGAGGGUUGAAUGAUCUCCCCAGUGUGAUGUGUGAUGCUGAGGGAGAGGGCCGCUGCUUUCAGAGCACGGAGGUUGUACUCUCCUCAUCUGGGCUGCAGCUCCGUCUGCAGCUUGUAUUGCUGCUCUUUAUUUUCCUGGCAGGUAUACAAUCCUGGAUAAUUCUCAGGGACCAGAUACAGUAGCUAUCUCUUCUACCAACGUGUCAGAAUCAACAAGAGUAUAUGUCCCGAGGGAUGCAAAGGCAACACGGCCUGCCAGGCAACUCUGAGUAGCAGGAGCCACAGCCAGAGGAGAGGUGGCUGGGCCAUCACCUGCCCAGGUUUCCUCCAGGAACAGGAACUGCACCUGGUGAGUGUGUCACGGACGGUGUGGGGAGGGGCAGUGGGCAGCAGGGCAAGCAGGUCUAAGUUCUGAAGGAAGCGGGGCUUUCUAGCUGCCUAGGACUAGAAGCACAGGAUCAGCGAUGGAUGGCAGGCAGGUAUCACUUCCCCUCAAAAACACUCCUAUGGUUUCCGGCUGUAAGCCAAAGAGAAGCAGGGUGAACUGUUUCCACAGCAAGUGAGAGAUGACACCGUGUAUUAACCCUGACAGUUAAGUCAGCCUGGAGGCCAUGGCUAAAGCCUCAGUUUUUUAUCAGUGGCAGUACUGAAAGUGAACUGGUAGCUGAGCUUGCUGAGCAGACACCCCAGGAGCAGACCUCUGCAGACACAGCUGAACCAGUACACAGGGCUCAGGCGUAAGCACACUGUGAACUAGACACCCAUCUUAUUGGACAGUUGGACAGUCUGUGGGUUCAAAUCAGUCCAAUGAACACAAUAUGGCUAGUGGCUUAAACUGACGUUCAGGGUGCUGGAGACACACUGUCCUGAGCCCAGGGACAAUAAAGACGACAGAAGAGAACCUGCCCUGCUGUGGCUACAGGGACUUGAGUCUCUAUGCUCAGAAAGUAGCUCUGAGGGAACUCUGUCACACUGGGUCUGGGACCAACCAAUACCAGCCUGGCAUGGCAACCACCAGUCCGUGGAGAAGGAGAAGGGACACUCAGCUAGCUUGGCUCCCCAGUGCCUCCUCAACCUUAGGGUGGAACACCAGGCACUCACUGUGAGACGUGAAACAAUGAGCUGGGCUUUGACAGUAAAGCUUGCGGAAACCCUCUGAAUGGAUCACAUGAAUGUAUAACGGACGAAAUAGUAACAGUGAACAGGCUUGUGCUGAAACAGUGGCAUCUGAGCAGUGACACAGUCAGCCCCAGUGUCGGCUGGCUGAGGACAAGGGGAAAGGUAGGAAGAAAAACUUAGCUUGCUCUCGUUCACCUCUAAGAGGCCAGGGAGUACGCUGCUGUCUCCACUAAUUAUAUAAAUGGCUGAAGAACAGUCCCUGGGGCUUGACUACAGCUGAGGCUUAUGGGGGCACACCUAUCCAUGCAGGCAGCGGAGAACCAAGCAGUCCCUGAGCCUUCUCCCUGGCAAAUCUACCAUACCAGGAGGGGUGCACCAAAACCAUGGUGUACCAUGUACCUUGCUCAAAAUUCCCAAUCUUUAGCUGGGUAUGGUGACACGUACCCUUAAUCCCAGCAAGACCUCUCUGUGAAUUCAAGGCCAGUCUGGUGUACACAGUGAGUUCCAGGACAGUCAGGGCUGUCAGUUACAUAGAGAAAUCGUGUCUCAAAAAACCAAACCAAACAGAAAAAUAAGUAAAAGCCUAAAAUGACAAAACAAAGACUCAUAAGUGUUGUGAGAGGCUUGCACGGCAUCUCCUUCAGCAAGGACCUCUGUCCUGGUGGAUUUCUACACUGGGGAUGGAGGGCUGUUUAUUCUGGGGACCAGACAUGAAAUGAUGAGGCACCAGAGUGCUAUGCAUAUGAAGGGAGGCCUUGCAUGCUUUAUAAACUCUUGCUAAGGAGACCCUAAGGUUUGAUACUUGUGGCGACUGACAGAUGUUGACUGUAUCUGUGACCCACUGCCCAGGGCAGCGGCUAUUUUGUAUUUCAAAGCGUGUUAGGUGGUAAGAAACCACAAUGAAAAUCAAUGUGCUAUUUAAACCGCCCACAACAGACAGAGCUCCCAAGGCUGCUCUGCCUGUCCCCAAGUCACAUCCAAGGAAAAGAGCUGUGCAGGUCCAUUCGCCAUGACUCACAAACAUGACCUCCUGACAGCACAGCCUGACGUCUCUCCUGGACAGCUCUGCUCUCUGAAUGCAGAAGGACAAACAUAGUAUGCAGUAGUUCUCCAGCAUGCGCUCUUAGCAAGGCCUGCUGCAGCUGCAGCUGCCCACACAUCUACUGCGGUUCUGGACAGGUCACCAUGCUGGCAUCAGGAGACAUCAUUAUCUGCCUUGAUUUUAAUCCCUAGAAAGAAUUCCUCAGCUCAUUUCAACAGGCUUAACUUUGCAACCACAAAUGCCCUUUCAAUUUGUCGUUCAAACCCUCUAUGGAAAGAUUCAGACUCAAUGUAACGGAGAAAGGCGUAAAUACAGGAGAAUAACUCGCAAGUGUGCUCAGCACUGACAAGUCAUCAGGGACGACAGUGAAACCACAGGGAAUUGCCCCUUGCAAGCCGAUUAGGAUGGUUACCAUGGAAAUGGAGUGCUGCCAACGUGCAGUGUAGCAAACUGAACUCUCCUACCUGCUGCUGUACUCACCUGGAAAAGCCCAGAGUGAAGCUACAUGCCCAACACAUGAGACAGCCGUUUCACUAUUCAGCUACAUGCCCAACACAUGACACAGCUGUUUCACUAGUCCAUGUUCACUUGAGACAAAGACAUCUGUUUAUACAAAGACUCAUGCACAAUGCUCAUGGCAUCUUUGUAAUAAUGAAAAGUUGAAAAUGAUGUAAGAGUCCAUCAACAGCUGAACAAAUAAGUUGUGCAAAACCACACUUACCAGUGCAAAGGAACUAAUGGAAACUCCAAUAGGAGGCUGACUCAGAAUCGUUAUCCUAACUCGGAAAAGCCACGAAUCUUCUGUAUGAUCCCACCUACAUCACAUUACAGAAUCCAGGGACACAGAAAGACAUAAAUGGCUGCUGAAAGAUGGGGUAGAAAGAAGACGGCUUUCCGGGGGGCAUAAGGACACUUAGGGGUGAAAGUUGCCCUGAUGUGGUGAUAGUUUCAGAGUGUACAUCCAGAAAAAGACGAUCAGAUUACACUCAGGAGUGCUGCAUGCACCUGGAGGUCGGCAACUUGGGAGCCUGAGACAGGAAGACUGCUCAAAUCCAUGUUCAAGGUCAGCUUGUACAACACAACAACCUCCCCUCCCCAAAAGACACAAAGAACCCAAUAAACUAGUAUCUGUUCAGAUGGCAUUUUCCUAUCUGCCCAUCUACUUUUCUAGCCAUCCACUGAUCAAAUCUGAACUUCUGUGUAGCCAAGGAUGACCUUGAGCUUCUGCUCUUCCGUCCCGCCUCUCAGGGCAGAGGUAACAGCUGGACAACACCACCCCUGGUUCAAGCAGGGCUGGGGACAGAGCCCAGGGCCUCAGGCAUGCCAGGCGGACACUCUCCAAGCUGAGCUGCAUCCACACCCCAGUGAUAUUCUUAAGAACACAGAGUUAACGUGCUUCAGGAGAGUUGGGGGGAGGUUACCUGACUCUAAAUGCUCUCUGUUGCUCUUUUAGGACACUGGGAGGAGCCAUUUAAAGCUAUGGUGGUGAGAAGACACUGAGCUCAAAGCAUGAGCCAGUUCCGAACCACAAAGGCUGGACUUGUGGCAUGUGGCGUGAUCUGCGCCUUCAUCUUCCUUUACUUGGGGAGCCCAGAUCCUGAGGAGGCUGAGGAGGAGCCCGCCCACUUGGCUGUGGUGGAAUGUGGCUUCUAUCCAGAUGAACUGUGCUCAGCUUUAUUUGAAGGGAAAAAGGCAGCCCCCCAAAUCGCACAAUUCUGCAAACCCCCUCACAAUUCUGAAAUACUCUCUCAUUUGCGCACACCAGGAAACUGUUCCAGGAUGGCCUCGGGGCUGCAUUUCAUAACGAGACCCCUGUCUGCAGAAGAAAGGAACUUCUCUUUGGCGUAUAUUAUAAAUGUUCAUAAGGAGCUGGCCAUGUUUGUGCGGCUUCUCAGAGCAAUUUAUGCACCUCAGAAUGUCUAUUGUGUCCACAUUGAUGAAAAGGCCCCAAAGAAGGUCAAGAGUGCCGUGCAAUCCUUUGUGAACUGCUUUGAAAAUGUCUUCAUUUCAUCAAAGACACAGCAGGUGGCUCAUGACGGCCCUAAGAGGCUGCAGGCAGAGAUUAACUGCAUGAAAGACCUUGUCCACUCCACAUUCGACUGGCACUAUGUCAUGAAUCUCUAUGGACAGGAAUUCCCAAUCAAAACCAACAAAGAAAUCAUAAGCUACAUCAGAACCAAGUGGAAGGGUAAAAACAUCACUCCCAGGCUGAUCCCACUUCCAAAUACCAACCCAAAGCCAGUCCAGAGCCCCCCUGAGCCUCACCCCAAAGAAAAUGCCCACACAUCUCCAAAGACAAGGCUCAAACAAAAACCACCCCAUAAUCUGACGGUUUACUCUGGAAGUGCUUACUUCGCACUUACGAGAAAGUUUGUAGGGUUCAUCCUGACUGACUCCCGUGCAAAACGCAUGCUGCAGUGGUCCAAAGAUGUCCAGAGCCCAGAGAUGCACUACUGGGCGACCCUGAACCAAAUGAAAGAUGCUCCAGGCGCCACAUCAGGUGCUGGCUGGGAAGGAAACAUCCAAGCCAUUAAAUGGAGAAUGGAGGAAGAAGACGGUCACAAGGGGUCUACAGGCCAUGAUGCCCAAGACACCUGUGUCUACGGCCUGGGAGACCUGCCUUGGCUCAUCCAAUCACCAGCUUUGUUUGCCAAGUUUGAGGCGUCCACAGACCCACUGGUGGUGGCGUGCCUAGAGAGGUGGCACAGACUCAAAGCCCUGCGGCAGGCUGAGGUCCCCGCAGAGUCACACUGGCAGUUUCCCCAGGAAAGCCACUUCAACAGUCAACCCCACCACUAGGGACACUUUUGUCAGUGCCGCUGUUUCAAUUCCUGCAUGUGAGUCAGUUAAAAAUGAAUGCAGAAAUAUGCUCCUGGCCAGACUUCCCUGCUGACCGUGGCCAGGGAGAGAGCACACGAGGAAAAUAACCGAGGCUGUGGCUGGGAGGACAGAUCAGCACCGGAAGGCUGAGCGCCGCAGGGAGCAGCUGCUGAAGGCCGCAUUUCUCCACCCGAUGAGUCCAGUUCAGGUCUUGUUCUGAGGGCCUGGAGAUGCUGUGUAAGAGGCACGAAUACAGAACAAUGCCCCACCCAGGAGAAAACCAUGCUUCUCUGGAGCUAUCCCUGUUCGCUAAGAAUAGUACAACUUUGUUCUAGAAAAUUCCAGAAAACCAUCUAGGGGACUCCUUCUCUGGGUAAAAUGAAUUAUCCUACAGAGGGAAACACAGCUUAAGAGGGCUGCCUGAAGUCUGUGUAGUCUUGGCCGGCCAUCUACUCAUUCUUUCUGCCAUGAUGGAUGGCCCACGAUGGCACUGGCCAAUGCCACCACCACAGGGGCUGCUGCACAGAAGUGUGGAAGGAGACGGAGGAGCCUCUCUUGACUUUUAAUUAGUUUUUCAAGUCAGUUAAUCCAUGUGGCAAACAGUCAACACCCUGGGCGUACCAGCUGAAGGCAUGAAUGGCCUUAGCCAUCCUUAGUCACAGAUGCAGGUCCUUCCUUCCUAAGUCCCCGGCUCUUCUACUGCCACUGUUACUUUUAUAUGUACUCCUUCCCUAACAAUGUCCUCCGUGACACAAAGACUGACAUGUUCAACUGUUGUGGGAAUUUGGUCUGACAGGCAAUUAAUUGUACAGAGAGGCUUGGCCCAAUGGGCGUGGUCUUCUCUGGAGAUAGUGACCCAAUAAAACCCCAGGGGGAAGGGUCAUAGGGGCUCUAAGACUGUGGAGGGCUUGCAGGUACUGGAAGCUGCAGCUUGGUAGCCUUCCCCAGACCUCCCCAGUUGUCCUUGGGAACGGGAGGAUUAGCAGCUACAGCAGCAGCAGGUUGCAGCCUCCUGUAUUGUGAGUGUACUCUGCAUUUUGUACCUGUUUAAUAAACCUGACUUAACCGUAGAGCUUCCUCCCUCAUUACCCUGCCCCAUACAAUUGCCCCAGGGACCGAAUUCCAACAACACUCAACUACUGUCCGGGUAUGGAUGUGUCGCCUGCAGGUAUGCGUGUGUACCACAUGCCCAUGGCAGUCAGCAGUCCAUGCUGGCUCCCCUGGAAGCCAUGCGGUGCAGGGAAUUGAACUCAGGACCUCUGCAAGAACAACCAGAGCCUUCUCUCCAGCCUGGAAAUGCUUUUCUUUCUUUCUUUCUUUCUUUCUUUCUUUCUUUCUUUCUUUCUUUCUUUCUUUCUUUCUUUCUUUCUUUCUUUUUUAAAUUAAAGUAGGAGCCCUAGAAAGGAAACUACCACACACUAUAAAGACCUCUGUCACCUGAGGCUUUCCCACACGAGAUGAGGUGACAUCCAGUCAUGCGGCCUGGAAAGCCGAGCAGAGUGAAGAGAUCUUAAUGUAGAUCUAAGUCAACUUUAAGCAAAGUAAGUAAGACAGAAGCAGUCAGUUACAGCGAAUAUUUUUCCCUACUGCGCACUGAAAAUGUUAAGAUACCCUUGACCUCUUGGCAAUGUUUCUUAUUACAAGACACGGAGGAACUCACCUGGUGUUUUGGCCAGUCACCUGAUUAUUGGAGAAACCAAACCACAGCACCUUCACCUCUCUGGGUCCUCUUCUCUGACGGCAAAGUACACACCAUGGUACACAGAGUGACCCAAGUGAGUUGGAGCCUCUGCCUGUUUGAAUUGUUUUACUAUUACUGUGUGUACUGUGUGUGUGCACAUGUGUGUGAGUUGCAGCCAGUUGUGGAGACAAAAGGACAAAUCUCAGGGCAUCCCCAGGCCGACAAGCAGGAUCAAGCUGCCCUCCUGCCACAGAGGCCUUUAUCCUUGCUCUUAGUUUAGUGACUUAGAGAUUUCAGACAGCGCCUAAAACCUGACAAUUCUUUGGUCUUGACCCCGUGGCUUCAUCUCCCCUCCCUCAUCACGACACCUGUCACUGCAGAUGCUGUGUCAUCUCUGCACAGGGCAGAUUUCUGCAGAAAGGGCCAGCACUGGCCAGUCAUCCUACACACCCAGCCAGGCUCCUUUUCCCAGGCUCCUUGAGGGGUGGUUACGUGACUGGGUUCUAGCCAGUGGAAUGUGAGUGGCUCCAGGUACAAUCUGCAGGUCUGACCUGUAAACUUCCUGAAACCAGGGCGGUGGUGGUCUAGCCUUUAAUCUUGGCAGAGGCAGAGGCUGGCGGGUCUAUGCAAGUUUGAGGCCAGCCUGGUCUACAGAGUGAGUUCCAGGACAGGUUCCAAAGUUACACAGAGAAACCCCAUCUCAAAAACACCAAAACGAAAACAACAACAACAACAAAAAACAAAACUUCCCAAGAGAGGUUCUCCCUCCUUCUCAUCGAGCCAUGGAAUGGGAAGGAAGAAACUGUCUAGCCGGGAUUCUCUGCUGGGCACUUGGCACCUAAGGAGGGUUUCCACAGUGAGCCAAACCUUCUAUUGGAGUUUGAUCCCUGAUAACACCUGACUCUAUUUAUUGCUUUACUUAAAAUGUUCUUGUUUAGAAUGUUUGGAUCUAAAAGGAAAGACUCUAAGUCCUUAUGACCCCUUAACUUUAAAUACUGAAGUCUGGGGCCUAGACAGAUGCUGUUUUCCCAGACUAAACUGCUCCAUGCCAGGCUCUCAACACUGACACACCACAGGGAUGUGUCCUCGAAGUUCCUGGGUGGCAGUCCUGGGAGGUGGGUGCCUGGAUCACACAGCCCCAUGAAGUAAUCAAUGCUGAUGUCAUGAGGAUGUCCUUAUACAGGAUAAGUUUUCUUACCACACUAGAGCAUAACCACACUGGGGCAUAACCACACUGGGGCAUAACCACACUGGGGCAUAACCACACUGGAGCAUAACCACACUGGAAUAUAACUACACUUAAUUCAGACAGAGGAUCUGACAGAGGGUAGCGGGGAGGGGACCGUGUUGAGAAGCACUGAGGGGGAGGGCGCUCCACAGACAGAGAGGACUCCUGUUAGCAGGAAGGGAGCUUUGUUUACACUUGAUGCUCACCAACAUUUGAGCCCAAGCUUGCUGAUGAUGGUCCAAUGCCUGACCCUGUCACGCACAGACCCAGGUCACCAGCCUCCACUUUAAACCAUGGAAUACGGUGCCCUUGCUGGACACUGGCACCACCUUGCUUGGACUUCCCAGCCUCCAGAAUGUCAAGUAAAUUUCUAUUCUUUCUGAAGAACCAGGUCUCAGCAGUCAGUUUCUAACAGCGAGAGGCAGACAAGGAUGGGAGGGGAUAAACGAGAUUCCUGCCUCGCGUGCUGUGGCCUGUCCAGUGCCCUGGAUGCUCCAACUUCUACAGUCUUGCAGAUUAAACUGUGCUUUGCCCCACUGCUGAAGUCCAAGCCGGAAGCACAUGAUGCACCGUCUCCAGUCACGGUCAUUCAGAUCUUACUUCCCAGGCAGCACCUGUGUCACCGCCCUCACCAGGAGACUCAUACAUGCCACCAGCUACAUUAGGCAGUUAACUCCCAAGGACAUCACUUUUAAAAAGGGAAGCCCUAUGUGACAUUUGCACAUGCUCUGGACAAGUCAGCCACAGUCCACACCCCCGACUUGGUCACCCAUCAGCUUUAGGAACGCUGCAGAAGAGAAACCACUCCGGCUCUUUCGUGGAGCGUGCCCUGCCCAGGCUUUGCUAGUGCCGUUGUGCGCUUUAGCUGAAUUCAAAGCUUCAGGACGUCGCCACUGCCCACUGCUAAGGUCAACACUCUCCCCUGACUAUGGAGCCUUCCAUGAGGGUCUCCCGGCAGGAGAGGGCUCCCCGGGAGCAGGACUUUGGUGGGUCUUUUCCUCAGGACACCCCACCAGUAAAAGGCUAGGACAGGAACUGCCAUGACAAUUGCUCACGAAAAGCCACCAACAGAGGGUGCAAUCCAUGACAGGCCUAAGCAUACUACACUCACUGAACAGAGUCAUGCGUGGUUUCUAUCUACAUUACACUAAAUGUCAGGCAGAUAAACACCAGAGGAACCCAAAGAAGGCAAGGCUCAGGGCAGUACCACCUGCAAGCGCCACGUCAUCACACUUUCCUUUGGAUGGGCAAGGACGAUAUGGAGGAACAUUCCUUAUGUGCUCACGUACUGGUGACAUGGCCUGGAGAUCAAGGGACAGCACACCUUGUCUCCUGCCCUCAAAAGCACACGGUCCAGCUGGGAGUCUGACACACACAUGCACAAUUCUGUGAUGAUGAGACCAAGGGGUAACACGGUACUCAGUGAUGAGGACUGGCAAGAAGGAUCUGCAGAGCACAUGGGGCGGAGAUGGAACAUGGCCCUCCAGGCUGGCAGUCUGGAGAAGAACUGGGCCCAGAAGAUGGCCAGGGUGUGAAGUGUGUGCGAGUCUGGACCUGCAACAGUGAAGAGCCAUGGAAGAUGAGGAGACUCAGACAUGUUAGAUGCUUUGACAAAGAUCUCAGGACUGAAAUGACAGUGGGGGACACGCUGAAGCCACUCCCUCAGCGGUCAAGAAGGAACAAAUGGAGUAUGGUGGGA
This is a messenger RNA of Alexandromys fortis (reed vole), 14086 nucleotides long. Its product is annotated as beta-1,3-galactosyl-O-glycosyl-glycoprotein beta-1,6-N-acetylglucosaminyltransferase 7-like. Gene Ontology annotation, molecular function: acetylglucosaminyltransferase activity. The coding region runs from base 8168 to 9457 and encodes 429 amino acids. Gene Ontology annotation, cellular component: membrane. The record is from RefSeq and is a predicted model, not a curated record. NCBI's taxonomy places the organism in Eukaryota, Metazoa, Chordata, Mammalia, Rodentia, Cricetidae. The transcript is spliced from 3 exons.